AGAGAGGGAACGGCUGCCAGUCCUAGGCUAAGGAGCCUAUGUGCGCAGACACACUGCAGGGGGAGGACUGGAAGCUAAUGAAGAGUCUGAUGGUAUGUGGUAGAAAAUUCCGUAGGAAUAGGCCACCCUUGAAAAAUCUUGCAGAGAAGUUAGAAGUGCAGGAACAAAGAUGUCAAGAGAAGGUCGCUCACAAAGCAAAGGGAACAAGACGUGGUGAAUUUGUGGAGUAACAAGGAGAUGUAGUGAGGACUGGAAUUAAUGAAGACUUUGCAGCAGACAUUUCUGGAAGUGAAUCAGAUCUGAAAACUUACAAAAAAAAAAAGGAUAUUACUAGUUUGUAUGCACAAGGGAAUAGCCACUCAAGUAUUUGGAGACACCGCUCAAAGUCCAUGCCAGUGAAGAAGUGAAAAGUAAAAACAAAGCUGAACCUGAUGGCAGGCAAGGUUCUGAUGAGGACGAUUAAUAGAACUUCUCAAUAGCCUCUAUGUCUCAGACAUUUUCUACCAUGGCAUCAUAUUUUUGGUUGGACGGAUAAACACUUUUCAAAUAUCGUUGCGAUCGGACUGCAUUGCCCUUUCUCAAAGUGUUGGACUAAGUGGCUGGCAGCAAAAUAUCUUGAUGCUUAGGAGUGGCUCAAUAAAUGGACUGUGACUGGCCAAAAUGGAAGUGACCUGAUAGUUUCCUGCCCAAACAUUACAUCUGGCAAGGACAGGUUAAAGUUGGACAUUUCAAUUUUGCUGGAAAGCAGUAUGCAGGAAGCUGGUUUUCAGGCCACAAAUGCUUUCACAGAGUGCAAAUUCACCUGCACCAGUGGCAAUUGUUUGUAUCUUGGUUCGUUGAUUUGUAACCAGUUGAAUGAUUGUGGGGAUAACAGUGAUGAAGAAAACUGCCCCCUGGUGACUGAGCAUCCACCUCCAGGUAUAUUUAACUCGGAGCUGGAGUUUGUCCAGAUAAUUAUCAUAAUUGUUGUUAUAACCGUGAUGGUAGUGGUGAUAAUCUGCCUUCUGAAUCAUUAUAAACUCUCAACGUGGUCGUUCAUAAACAGACAAAGCCAAAGCAGACGGCAAGAGGAGACAUUACAACCGGAAGGGUGUUUGUGGCCUUCAGAUAACUUGGUGCAACGACAAAGUGCUUCAGAGAUCAUGUAUGCUCCAAGGUCAAGAGAAAGAUUUAUGGCACCUUCCUUUAUGCAGAGAGAUCGUUUCAGCCGCUUCCAGCCAACCUACCCAUAUGUACAACAUGAAAUUGACCUUCCACCCACCAUUUCUCUCUCUGAUGGAGAGGAUCCUCCACCCUACCAGGGGCCAUGCACACUUCAAUUGAGGGACCCAGAACAGCAAAUGGAACUAAACAGAGAAUCUGUUAGAGCACCUCCAAACAGAACCAUUUUUGACAGUGAUUUAAUAGAUAUUUCAAUGUACAAUGGGGGUCCUUGCCCACCAAGCAGUAAUUCGGGUAUCAGUGCAACCAACUAUAGCAACAAUGGUAGAAUGGAAGGCCCACCACCAACCUACAAUGAAGUUAUGGGACAUUUUCCAGGCUCAUCGUAUUUCCACCACCAGCAAAACUCCUCUCCUUCAUCUCAGAGAGGUAGCAGACUUCACUUUCAUCAGAACAAUUCAGAGAGCACAAUAGUCCCCAUGAAUGCUAAAGACAAACAGCCAGGUAACCUUGUCUGAGACCUGGCAAUGUACCUGGAGCAAUGGAUAUACUAAUAACCAUAGACCAGCUGCCCGUUGAGCUCUGGUACACACUGCUACUGUGUUUUAAGUGGUACAAUUUAGUUAAACCAAAUGCACAAAUUACAAUAUGCUCAAUCUGAUUCCAGUCAGAGGAAUGCAUGCAGUUGGAUAGAAUUAGAAACACUUCCUUUCUGUUUGACCUAGAUUUGUUAUUCAGGAAGAAUAUCUUUUUUAUGUUAACCUAUUUCAGUUAUUUAAACAUUGAAAGGACUUAGCACAGAACACAAGCUUGCAUAGCCUUUUGCAUACUACAGCAAGGCAAUGAUAAAAAAAAACUUUUAAUUUACACAUACUGGGCGUUAAGGGAGAUGGCCAGUCUUUUUUUUCUUUUUUUUUUUUGACAGGGACAAUUUUAGUGUUGUUAUUUUCUAUGAAUCGAUAUUCCAUUUUCAUGUGUGCCAAUAUAACGUUAGAAGUAUGCAGGGAAUGAAUGCUAAGAAUGACAAACCUGCGAAAUGAGUGGAAAACGUUGCACUAACUAAUUGUUCAAACUAUACACGAGGGAAUGUACUAUGUUGUCAGGUGUGGUAAAAUCUGCCCUGUAAGAGCUAUGAAUUCUCAGAGCAACACAAAUUUUCGAUGGAGAACGUAUGCACUAAUUCCUGCUGGGCAACAAAUGUCCUCUGGCUCUUCAUGGACUACAAUUCAUUUCAUGUAUAGUCAGUCUUUAGACAGCAUGAUGAAAGUUCUAGUCCAACAACAGCCAUAUGGCUUGUUUUCACCAGUCCUGCACUAAAAUGUUACCAGCUCAAUAGACUUUUGCAAGAAAUUGGAAAUCCUGACAUUUCCUAGUAAUAUGUCUUUUAUUGCACAGAAGAAGUUCAAAAUGGCCAACACAGUUAUUCAUAACCAAGGAUUGCGAGUCUUUGGAUGUACUACAGCAUGCUUUAUAGUUUGCAAGCUCUGACUUUUUUAUAUGUUACUGUGUAAUCUUACAACCAUAUCAGCUGCUUUUGCUAUACUGGUCCUGAUAGAAAAGUAGCCUUUUCUAUACAAAAUUACUAAAAGUGUGU
This is a messenger RNA of Pelobates fuscus (common spadefoot toad), 2755 nucleotides long. RefSeq names its product low density lipoprotein receptor class A domain containing 4 (gene LDLRAD4). Gene Ontology annotation, cellular component: Golgi membrane; early endosome membrane. Lineage: Eukaryota; Metazoa; Chordata; Amphibia; Anura; Pelobatidae. The record is from RefSeq and is a predicted model, not a curated record. The transcript has 8 exons. Gene Ontology annotation, biological process: negative regulation of transforming growth factor beta receptor signaling pathway. The coding region runs from base 750 to 1679 and encodes 309 amino acids. Gene Ontology annotation, molecular function: R-SMAD binding.